UCAUUUCCAUGGCAACCUGAAAGCUGGUGCGUAAACAGUAGCUGUUUGCUGUGUAAAACAAGAAUCCCACAGCUGUUACUUGUAGAUUUCUGUCAAUGGAGAACAUAAGUCUCGAUAAAUCAGAUUUAAAAGCGGUGGAUGACUACUGGGAGUACAGAAGAAUUGUGGGUGAUGAUGAUGGAGGAAAACUGUUCACUCCAGAGGAAUAUGAGGAGUACAAGAGGAAAGUGCUUCCUCAGCGAGUGAACAACAGGCUGUAUGUGAGCUUUGGCGUUCCAGGGGGUACUGACUGCAAACUAAUUGGCCCUGAGACACAGUGCUUCUGUGCACAUAGGUACAAGCAACAUAAGACAGAGUGGGAAGAGGUUCCUUCUGAGCGACCCCUGGCUUUACCAUGCCAAGUCAGAGGAUGUAACUGUCCUACCUACCAGUAUGUUCCUCGGCUUGGACCAAACCCUGUACGCUGCAGAUGUAAACACUUACCUCAGGACCACAGUGAAGCCUCUGGCCACUUGUGCAAGAUGUGUUCCUGUUCUGGAUUCCAGAGUCCCUACACUUGUGGAUGUGGCCAGCCCUGCUCUGCCCACCAGACCCUGGUUGAGACAAAACUGGAGAGGACGGCACGGGGUCAGCCAGUAGGCCAGGAUGUCCCUUAUGCUGCCAUGGGAGGGCUGACAGGGUUCACCUCCUUGUUGGAUGGUUACUUAGCUCUGGAAGUCAGCAGUUCAGAUCACAGAGACGAUGGCUUCCAACAGAGCUGCUCAGCCUUAAGGAUCAAACACACAUCCAUUAAAGCAUCUAGCUCUGUUGUCAGUAAGAAAAAGUGCAAAAAAAACACUGAAAUAAAGCACUUUCAGAAUGCUCAUUAUAUAUUGGACAGUUGAGAGUAAGCAUAUAUCAAAUAAGUCAUUCAUUUGUCCUUAUCUAUUACCUUUAAUCUUCUCCAGACUUUAAGACCAUUUGACUAGUCUCAUGGCUAUGAGUGCAUGUCUUUGUCGGUAUCGUGACACUGUCAGCAACAUCCAUCCAUUAUCUAUACACUCCUUAAUCCUCAUUAGGAUUAUAGGGGUUGCUGGAGCUGUGACAGACUGGCGACCUGUCCAGGGUGUCCCCUGCCUUUGCCCGAGUCAGCUGGGAUAGGCUCCAGCCCCCAUCGCGACCCUAGUGAGGAUAAAGCGGUGUAUAGAGAAUGGAUGGAUGGAUGGAUCGGUUGCUGGAGCCUAUCCCAGCUGACUUAGGGUGAAGGUAGCGGACAGCCUGGACAGGUCACCAGUCUAUCACAGGGCAACACAGAGAGACAAAGGAGCACACUCACACUCACACCUAAGGACAAUUUAGAAUCACCAGUUAGCCUCAGCAUGUUUUUGGACUCUGGGGCAAAGAUGGAAAAGAACCUGGUGAAAACCAACACAUGGAGAACAUGCAAACUUCACAUAGAAAGAUCCCAGGACCAGGCUGGGAUGCGAACCAGGGAGCUGUGAGAUGACAGUCCUAACCACUGAGGUACUAUGCAGCCCCUGUCAGCAACAGCAAUGUUUAAUUCCCUUCAUACCAAUAAAAAAUAUAGUAAGGAUGAUAUAGAAAACUGGUCCAGUCAGAGGGUUCAGUGAUGGGAACCACUGGCAGCAUUAAUAUGAGGGUCAGGACUUCCAAGUUUAACUGAGUUUUUUUUGACAAUUUUUGAAAGAUGAAACAACAGGUUUAUCAUCUUUGUAAACAGUGCAUGUUUAGGAGAUGUUGCCUGUGUUUUAGUGAUUUUUAUAACUUAUGAAUACUUAAAUAGACACGGAAGCAAUUCAGAAU
Molecule: messenger RNA, 1803 nt
Organism: Acanthochromis polyacanthus (spiny chromis)
Lineage: Eukaryota; Metazoa; Chordata; Actinopteri; Pomacentridae
Gene: fam221a
Product: family with sequence similarity 221 member A
Exons: 6
Coding region: 96-884 (262 amino acids)
Source: RefSeq, a predicted model, not a curated record